AUGUUGUAUUUUCAGACAACAGGAAGUAACAUCCUGAAAAUCAUUAGCUUGGUCAAACAAGUGGUCAAUAGCCGGCACAUAAGUUUGACGAGAAUGGCUAAAAGUAAAUUUGAAUAUGUAAAAGAAUUUGAACGUGAUGACUGUUGUUUGCCAAAUUGUUGGAUUGUGGUUAGAAUAGAUGGAAGAAACUUUUCGAAGUUUUGUGAAGCACAUCAAUUUAAUAAGCCGAACGAUGUAGCUGCUUUGCAAUUAAUGAAUCGCGCGGCUAUUACGGUUAUGGAAGAUUUUAAAGAAAUCAUAAUAGGCUUUGGUCAAAGCGACGAAUAUUCUUUUGUCUUUCGAAAAGAUACUGAACUUUACAAACGAAGAGCUUCAAAAUUAAUGACAAAUGUGAAUUCUCUCUUUGCAUCAUCAUAUGUUUAUCACUGGCCUCGUUUCUUCCAAGGCAAGGAAUUAUAUUAUCCACCAUCUUUUGAUGCUCGUGUUAUAUUGUAUCCCACGGAUAAAAAUUUAAGGGAUUACUUAGCAUGGCGACAAGCUGAUGCUCAUGUAAACAAUUUAUAUAAUACCUGUUUUUGGAAUCUGGUACUAAAAGGAAAGCUAACUCCAUCUCAGGCCGAAGGAAAGCUUAGAGGUACAUUGGCAUCACAUAAGAAUGAAUUACUGUUUCAAGAAUUUGGUAUAAAUUACAACAAUGAGCCACCGCUUUUCCGAAAGGGUACUACACUUAUAAGGAAAUUAGUACCUGAUGGAACAGGUAGAUUAAAACCUGCAGUAGUUCCGUUGGUAGAUGACAUUAUUGGAGAUCGUUUUUGGAAAGAAAAUCCAGAAGUACUGGGAUUAAAAAGUUUAGCGACUUAUCAGCCUCCAAAUUUAGUUAAUAAUGUUAAUGCAAAUCCAAUCAGAACAACAAAGCCACCGUCUCCAACUGCAAACAUGAAACACAUUAAUAAUACUCCACCACCCCCAGUUGCUAAUGUGAAUUCUAUGAAUGAAGAAGUGCAUCCAACAAGAAAUCGAGAAUCAGAUGGAGAAAGAAUGCAGUGUGAAAGUGAACGAAUUUGUAGAAGAUAAGAAGUUUUAUCGUCUUUUUAUAAUAAAUUUGAAAAAUAUCCUAACGGAAAAUAAUGAAAGUUUAUUCCAGUAAUACUAAGAAUACUUUAUCUGAAACUGUAGUAUUAUAAAAUAUUAAUUAUUAGUGAAAGAAUUACAAAAUUCAGAAUUAAUAAUUCUGAUUAUAUCUAUGAUUUCUUUGUAAUUCCUUCACUUGAAAAUUAAGUUUUAUCUUACUACUUUUUUAGAAAUUAUAUUUUUCUAUGAUAAAUUGCAUUUAUGGAUAUAUAUGUACAUAUAUACAUAUAUACAUGAACAUGUUACAAAAGUGUUUUAGAGAAAUAUAUAUAUAUAUAUAUAUAUAUAUUUCACAAAUAUUUUUCGUUAGGAUUUUAUAUUUUGAAACUUAUUCAAUUUCAGUAUCGCAUUUUCUAAUAGCAAAAAAUAUUGGAUAAUCUUAAAUUAUUUAUAAAAUGAAAGGCUGGUCUAGAGUAAACGUACUAAGAAUUUCAUAAAAAAUCUUGUUUAUAUAAAUGGUAUAUACUAUAGACAUGUUUCAUGUACUACAAAUUUAUAUUCAUUUGUGUUACUAAACUACUUUGAGUUAAUUUCAAGUAUAAAAUUUUAUAAUUUUGCAUGUGUAUGUUUGUAAGUUUUAUAAUAAUUGAUUUGAAUCAUACAAUGAGUGAAUUUGAACGUUAUUAUAUGCUCAUAAUAUUAUUAAAUUAAAUACUACUUUGUUAUUAGAAGAAACAUGCAAAGUAUAAACUUUUAGAAAUAAAAGUAUUGUAAGUAUUUCCUCAUUAAGUUAUUUAUAUUUUUCAUUGUAUGGACACACUUAAUUGAUUAAUUAAAUAUUUGUUUUUGAUAUAUAAUUGACUAUAAAAGUAUCGUGUGCUUUGUAUGUUCUGUUAUUUGUAAUGUUCUAAUAUUUUUUGGGGAUAAAAAUGGAGAAAAAUGGAAAAAUUUAAUUUAUAAGAUAUUAUUAUUUGAAUUUAAUAUUUUAAACCUAUGGAAUGCAUUAUAUAUUAUUUUAUAUUACAAUAGAGUCAAUAAUUACAACAUCAGAUAAUAUCAAACAUAAUAUAUACUGAUCUACAAUAAAAUACACUAUGUACAUUUAUAUGAUGUAAACUCUUGUUAUGUAUGACAAUAAUACUAAAUAAUUACAUCUGUUCAGUUUGGCUAGACACAUAGUCAUUUUUAUUUUAAUUAAUUAAAUAAUUAUAUAUUUUUAUCAGUUUA
Molecule: messenger RNA, 2298 nt
Organism: Frieseomelitta varia
Lineage: Eukaryota; Metazoa; Arthropoda; Insecta; Hymenoptera; Apidae
Gene: THG
Product: probable tRNA(His) guanylyltransferase
Exons: 3
Coding region: 1-1074 (357 amino acids)
Biological process (GO): tRNA modification
Molecular function (GO): magnesium ion binding; tRNA guanylyltransferase activity
Source: RefSeq, a predicted model, not a curated record